Molecule: messenger RNA, 1716 nt
Organism: Oncorhynchus nerka (sockeye salmon)
Lineage: Eukaryota; Metazoa; Chordata; Actinopteri; Salmoniformes; Salmonidae
Exons: 7
Coding region: 1-1200 (399 amino acids)
Source: RefSeq, a predicted model, not a curated record
AUGUUCCAACCUCCUAGACUGAAUUCAGACACUCUGCAGCAGCUGGCUGUAGUUGUGUAUGAAGCUCAGGACAAGGACUUGACUCAGUCGUUCCUGGAGAAGCAUUCAACCCACAACAUCACUGUGGACCUCUGGAAGAACCGGCUCCUAGAGAAGAACAGCUCAGAUCUUCUCCCCUUUCUGGGAAGGGUUACUCUCAAGAGGUUCAGUUCCAGCUUUGUAAAGUCCACCAUCAGACAGAUCUAUGACAGUAGAGACAGUGACUGUGUGUCCAGUUUGUUGAGGUCUUCAGACCAUUGGAUCAACCUGAACAGCAGAGAGCUGGACAGAGUGGACUGUUCCGCUCUGUUUUUUACCCUGCAGCACAGCCACCAAGUCAAAGUCAACCUGCUGUGGACCUCCAUACCACCGGGGGAGAUAGAGAGCAUCCUGCCUCUUCUGGACAGAGUCUCCCAACUCAGUGUUGACAGGAGGUUACUGCUGAGUUUCCUCCUGUGCUGUGGUGCCUCUCAGAUCCAGCAGGGGGCACCAUCAUCACUACCAACAGCAGUAUGGCUGCUCAGGUCUCUGCAACACAGGCUGGACUUGUCCUGCUCCUCCUCUGUGGACCUGUCAGCUCAGGGCCAUGGGGAGGCUCUGUGUCUGACUACUGACCACUGCAGGGCCAUCAACUCUGUUCUGAAGCAGAACCAACACGGCACCCAGUUGGUUCAGAACCAGGUCCAGCUCAUCCUAAGAGACUGUGAGGUGGAGGACAGAGCACUGAGGGAGCUGCUUCCCAUCCUGCAUAUUGUCAAGCUGAGCCCCAGCAAAGCUCUGCUACUUCAGUUGCUGGACCUUGUGUGUGAGGGGAUUGAAGAGGGGCUGCUGAGGCAUGCAGAGUCCCUGUGCAGAGCCCUGGAUGGGGAGCUGGACCUCAGUGAGACUAGGCUGGACCAGAAGGCCUGUGGAUCUCUGGCCCUGUCAGAACUGGACCUCAGCCACUGUCAACUCACAGACCACCAGCUACAGCCCCUGAUCACACACCUGCAUAAAGUACAAGUCCUGGACCUGAGCCACAAUGACAUCACUGAUGCUCUGACUGACAGAAUUCUCCAACUGGUCUCUACCAACACUUCAAUACACACCAUACGACUCUUCAACAACAGAAUCCAGGACAGAAGACCCUUCCUGACAGACAAGAGGUUUGACAUCUGGUGAAACAACAUCAGGUCUUAGUUCAGGAAGAGAAGGCUGAAUCCAGGACAGAAGACCCUUCCUGACAGACAAGAGGUUUGACAUCUGGUGCAACAACAUCAGGUCUUAGUUCAGGAAGAGAAGGCUGAAUCCAGGACAGAAGACCCUUCCUGACAGACAAGAGGUUUGACAUCUGGUGAAGAUAAUGCUGAAUAAUAACAGGAUAAUGUGGUCAAUGUAGAAGGCGGGUUUGAGAUCUGGUGAUGAUAAUGUUGUAUAAUGACACUAAUGUGACAAUGUAGAAGGCUGGUUUGAGAUCUGGUGAUGAUAAUGUUGUAUAAUGACACUAUAAUGUGACAAUGUAGAAGGCUGGUUUGAGAUCUGGUGAUGAUAAUGUUGUAUAAUGACACUAUAAUGUGGAACAUAAACUGAUGGAACAUUUUAAUACAAAAGACACACAACAAACUGGUUGUUCCAGCUGGAACAGUCCGAUCAUGUAUAAACUACAGUCAACAGACUCAUUAAAGAGAUUCUCUGAUA